AUGAGAUACCCACCAGUUAGCCUCCUUAGACAAAACAACAUUCUUCUCAUAAGAGGCAUCACGCUCUUGUUCUUGAGUUGUGUUACUAUUAGAAUAAGCCUUUGUUUUUCCAGCGUCCCUUCUACAUUAAAAGCUCUUUCCGUUGAUGGGCAUUUCAACUUUGAUGAAGUUCAUCAUGCAGCCAGAGAUUUUGGCAACAGGUACCAGUUCCUCCCAGAGGCAGUAUUACAUCCAAAGUCAGUUUCUGAUAUUGCCACCACUAUAAAGCAUAUUUGGCAGAUGGGUCCUCAUUCAGAGCUCACAGUUGCAGCUAGAGGCCAUGGCCACUCACUCCAGGGCCAGUCACAAGCACACCGAGGAGUUGUGAUUAACAUGGAAUCACUACAAGGACCGGAUAUGCAGGUUCACCCUGGAAAUUCUCCUUAUGUGGAUGUCUCUGGUGGCGAGUUGUGGAUAAAUAUCCUGCAUGAAAGCCUGAAAUAUGGGUUAGCGCCAAAAUCAUGGACAGACUACCUACAUCUAACUGUUGGCGGUACUCUGUCUAAUGCAGGAGUCAGUGGGCAGGCAUUUUGGCAUGGCCCCCAGAUCAGUAAUGUCCACCAGCUGGAGGUUGUAACAGGAAAAGGGGAGGUUGUAACAUGUUCGGAGAAGCAAAACAGUGAUCUCUUUCACGGUGUUCUAGGAGGACUUGGCCAAUUUGGCAUUAUAACCCGAGCAAGGAUAGCGCUGGAGCCAGCACCAUGCAAGGUAAAAUGGAUCAGGGUGCUGUACUCAGAUUUCACCACAUUUACAAUUGACCAGGAAAAUCUAAUAUCUGUGGAAAAGACAUUUGAUUACAUUGAAGGGUUUGUGAUCAUAAACAGAACCGGUCUCCUGAAUAACUGGAGGUCAUCCUUUAAUCCGCAAGACCCAGUUCAAGCGAGCCAGUUCAACUCAGAUGGAAAGACUCUCUUCUGCCUGGAAUUGGCCAAAUACUUCCACCAAGAUGAGACUGACAGAGUAAAUCAGGAAAUUGAAAACUUACUGUCUCAAUUAAGCUACAUAACAUCAACACUUUUUCUGUCAGAAGUUACAUAUGUAGAAUUCCUGGACAGAGUUCAUGUGUCCGAGCUUAAACUACGGUCGAGAGGCUUGUGGGAAGUUCCACAUCCAUGGCUCAAUCUUUUUAUCCCAAAAAGCAAGAUAAAAGAUUUUGCUAAUGAAGUCUUUGGCAAUAUCCUCACAGAAACAAGCAAUGGCCCUAUCCUCAUCUAUCCAGUAAACAAAUCAAAGUGGGAUAACAGAACUUCUAUUGUCAUUCCAGAGGAAGAUAUUUUCUACCUAGUCGCAUUUCUUACCUCUGCAGUUCCCUCUUCAACAGGAACUGAUGGAUUAGAACAUAUUUUAACUCAGAACAAAAGAAUUCUAGAAUUCUGUGAAACAGCCCAUCUUGGGGUCAAGCAAUAUCUACCCCAUUACAGUGCACAGGAAGAGUGGCGGACCCACUUUGGCCCAAGGUGGGAAGUUUUUGCUCGGAGAAAAUUGGCUUAUGACCCAUUGGCACUACUUGCUCCUGGCCAAAGAAUAUUUCAAAAGGCAAUAAUAACCUUCUCAUGACAGUGGCCUCACAACAUUUAUUUUUUUUAAAAGGUAGAGGCCUUAAAAGCAUGUGCAGAAAAUGCCUUGGCCACAUAAGCAGCAAAGUGGUAAAUAUUAAAUUCGUGUGCCUUUUUGUACAUGACAAGUGUAACAUGGAGGCUCCAGGCUAGUAGAAAUUUCUUCAACAAUUAACUGUUUUUGAAUGAAUUAUUGGUUACCAUAGUGAAAGGAACUGAAGCUCACCAGCCCUAUUAAAGGAUGUAAAUCUUGAAUUUGUAAACACCAAUUCAUUCCA
Messenger RNA from Juglans microcarpa x Juglans regia, 1873 nucleotides. RefSeq names its product cytokinin dehydrogenase 6-like. Lineage: Eukaryota; Viridiplantae; Streptophyta; Magnoliopsida; Fagales; Juglandaceae. The coding region runs from base 1 to 1596 and encodes 531 amino acids. The record is from RefSeq and is a predicted model, not a curated record. Gene Ontology annotation, molecular function: cytokinin dehydrogenase activity; FAD binding. The transcript has 5 exons. Gene Ontology annotation, biological process: cytokinin metabolic process.